This is a messenger RNA of Brachypodium distachyon (stiff brome), 1254 nucleotides long. RefSeq names its product probable esterase D14L. Gene Ontology annotation, biological process: response to karrikin. The transcript is spliced from 2 exons. The record is from RefSeq and is a predicted model, not a curated record. The coding region runs from base 155 to 970 and encodes 271 amino acids. Lineage: Eukaryota; Viridiplantae; Streptophyta; Magnoliopsida; Poales; Poaceae.
UCCAUUUCCCACAGUCUGCCGCCCGCCCACCCUCCCUCUCUUCCCUGUUCCCUCUGCCCCCCACACCCGGCCGUCAAAGAAGAGGAGACGAGAAAGCAAAGCUAGCACAAGCAAGGCGUCGUCCAAAUCCAAAUCCAAAUCCAAAUCCCAAUCCAUGGGGAUCGUGGAGGAGGCGCACAACCUGCGGGUGGUCGGGGAGGGGAAGCGCGGGGUGAUCGUCCUCGCGCACGGCUUCGGCACGGACCAGUCCGUGUGGAAGCACCUGGUGCCGCACCUCGUCGCCGACUACCGCGUCGUCCUCUUCGACACCAUGGGCGCCGGCCCGACCAACCCGGACUACUUCGACUUCGCCCGCUACGCCACCCUCGAGGGCUACGCGCUCGACCUCCUCGCCAUCCUCCAGGAGCUCGGGGUCGCCUCCUGCAUCUACGUCGGACACUCCGUCUCCGCCGUCAUCGGCGUGCUCGCCUCCAUAUCCCGCCCCGACCUCUUCUCCAAGCUCGUGCUCCUGUCCGCCUCUCCCAGGUACCUCAAUGAUGUGGACUACUAUGGGGGCUUUGAGCAGGAGGAACUUGAUGAGCUCUUUGAAGCAAUUAGAUCAAACUAUAAAGCCUGGUGCUCAGGUUUUGCGCCACUCUGUGUCGGAGGCGACUUGGAAUCAGUGGCAGUCCAGGAGUUCAGCCGAACUCUCUUCAACAUCCGUCCAGACAUUGCCCUGAGUGUUGCCCAGACGAUCUUCCAGAGCGAUGUUCGCAGCCUCCUCUCCCUCGUCACGGUUCCAUGCCACAUUGUUCAGAGCACCAAAGACCUUGCAGUCCCAGUUGUGGUGUCAGAGUAUCUUCACAAGCAUCUUGGCGGUGACUCCAUCGUUGAGGUGAUGCCCUCCGAGGGACAUUUACCACAGCUUAGUUCACCAGACAUCGUCACCCCUGUCUUGCUCCGACACAUCCAGCAUGACAUUGCAUUCUAGGUUCUGCAACCAUUCGUCCUGGAAACUGUUGAUCGGAAGCUGUAUGAUAUGUAUCUUAAUUAAUCAUUCGAUGUAGGACUACACAUUCUGUUGCCAUAAUAAGAUUCGCCGCAUGCAAAUUGUUGGCGGUGGAAACUGUUAGUCUACAUUGUAAAUCAUUGCACAAAAUAAGCAUGUUGGACCUAGGGGGUGGGCAUUCCGUCAUGACCGGAAGUUCGGUCUUGUAAUUUCGGUCUUUUUUCGAUUCGGUCCUUAAAAUAUGAAACCCAAACUUUACUGUGAAA